This is a messenger RNA of Arabidopsis lyrata subsp. lyrata, 1688 nucleotides long. RefSeq names its product arginine biosynthesis bifunctional protein ArgJ, chloroplastic. The transcript has 17 exons. The record is from RefSeq and is a predicted model, not a curated record. NCBI's taxonomy places the organism in Eukaryota, Viridiplantae, Streptophyta, Magnoliopsida, Brassicales, Brassicaceae. Gene Ontology annotation, molecular function: L-glutamate N-acetyltransferase activity, acting on acetyl-CoA as donor; L-glutamate N-acetyltransferase activity, acting on acetyl-L-ornithine as donor. The coding region runs from base 179 to 1585 and encodes 468 amino acids. Gene Ontology annotation, biological process: L-ornithine biosynthetic process; L-arginine biosynthetic process.
UUUAGAGUAUUCACAGCCUCUCUCUCUUUCUCUGCCAACGGCGACUUUUCUCUGUCACUGUGACUUUCCUCUAGGGUUUAAGGUUUGAUUUUCAGACAAAAGUACAAACAAUCAAUCUGCAGCUUAAGGUUUGAUUUUCAGACAAAAGUACAAUCAAUUCGGCGAUUGGUCUCCGAAGAUGCAUUCUUGUUUUCAAACUCACUUCGUCUCCUUCAAGCUUCCUCAUUUUUUCGCGCCUAAGAGUUUUGUGGCGUCUUCACGGAGAGAAUUAAGAGUGUUCGCAGUGGCAACCACCGUGGAGGAGGCGUCUGGUAAUAUACCAGCGGCUCCGAUUUCUCUACCUGAAGGGUCAUGGAAACAGAUAGCUGGUGGAGUUACAGCUGCUAAAGGGUUUAAAGCUGCUGGUAUGUAUGCUGGAUUACGAGCUGCAGGGAAGAAACCUGAUCUCGCUCUUGUAACCUGUGAUGUCGAAGCUGUAGCUGCAGGUGUGUUUACUACUAAUGUGGUUGCUGCUGCUCCUGUAGUUUACUGCAAAAAAGUUCUUGAGACUUCGAAAACGGCUCGUGCAGUGUUGAUCAAUGCCGGUCAGGCCAAUGCAGCUACGGGUGAUGCCGGUUACCAAGAUAUGUUAGAUUGUGUUGGAUCUAUUGCGACGCUACUUAAAGUGAAGCCAGAACAAGUGUUAAUUGAGUCAACUGGUGUUAUCGGUCAGAGAAUAAAAAAGGAAGAGCUUCUCCAAGCACUUCCAACCCUAGUCAACUCGAGAUCAGACGCUGUUGAAGAGGCAGAUUCUGCUGCUGUAGCAAUCACGACAACAGAUCUUGUAAGCAAGAGUGUUGCAGUUGAAUCACAUGUUGGUGGAAUCAAGAUUCGAGUUGGUGGUAUGGCAAAAGGCUCCGGGAUGAUCCAUCCAAAUAUGGCAACUAUGUUAGGUGUCAUCACAACAGAUGCACUAGUUGAAAGUGAUAUCUGGAGAAAGAUGGUAAAGGUUGCAGUAAACCGAAGUUUCAACCAGAUCACUGUAGAUGGAGACACAAGUACUAACGACACAGUCAUUGCUUUAGCGAGCGGGCUAUCUGGAUCACCUUCUAUAUCAUCUUUGAACUGUAACGAAGCUGCACAGCUUCAGGCAUGCCUCGAUGCGGUGAUGCAAGGACUGGCUAAAUCAAUAGCUUGGGAUGGUGAAGGCGCUACAUGUCUCAUCGAGGUAACUGUUAAAGGAGCAGAAACUGAAGGAGAAGCAGCGAAAAUUGCACGCUCGGUGGCUUCCUCUUCCCUAGUCAAAGCAGCUGUUUAUGGGAGAGAUCCAAACUGGGGACGCAUAGCUGCAGCUGCUGGCUAUGCCGGGGUUUCUUUCCAGAUGGAUAAGCUGAAGAUAUCGCUCGGCGAUUUCUCUCUCAUGGAGAGUGGUCAACCUCUUCCGUUUGACAGGGAUGGAGCCAGUAACUACCUCAAGAAAACUGGCGAGGUUCACGGAACAGUUACAAUCGAUAUAUCCGUAGGUGAUGGUGCAGUCAUCGGAAAGGCAUGGGGAUGCGACCUUAGCUAUGACUAUGUCAAGAUCAACGCUGAGUACACCUCAUAGGACUGAGACUGAGAGACAGAGUUUCAUAUACUAUUGUUGUGUUAUGAUCUCAAAUUAUAAACUGAUUUUGCUUCAAAUAAGAGAACAAAGUUCCAUUGAGUUA